AUGUGGGAAUUCUUCUUCUGCCUGAUCCCUUCCAUGAUCCUGUUCUUGAUCGUUAUGCUUUUUCGAUUAAAGUGGAUUUGCCGUCUUGUAGAGGAAGGAACGAGGCAGCUAACUUGGUAUAUAUGGAUCAUAAUCUGCUCGAUAUUGAAGCUUCCACACCCCAGUGUUUUAUACCCCACUGGGAACCAGGAGCCAAAAAUCAAGCUGAUCUACAAACCGACAGCUCUGACAAACUACAUCAUACAGAACUGUAAAGCGUUAGCACGUGCUCCACAGGCUAGAUGGCCAAAAGCGGACCCUCAUUUACAAAUUCUCUUCAAUUUCAUAUGGCCCAUUGCAGAAGAUGUACAAGAACACUGUGGAAUAACCUUCACCAGAGAACAUUUACUAGUACAAGAUGGUGGUAUCGUAGCCCUGGAUUGGGCGGUCAGGCUGAAAGACCAGAACGUUCAGGCAAAGAGGGAACAUUAUCCAGGAGAAAGAGCUCCAGGCUGCCAUACCAGCACUCCACCCAUCAUCAUCCUGAUUCCUAAUGCUUUGGGUAAGAUCACACAAAAUUUGCUGAGCUUGUGUCGCUUGGCUCUGCAGCAAGGUUUCUACCCUGUGGUCUUCCAUCGUCGUGGUCAUGGGGGAUGCCCGCUUGCUACGCCACACUACCAGGAGUUUGGCGAUCCCUCUGAUAUGGUGCAGGCAGUACUAUACAUUCAGAGCCGCCAUCCGUCUUCAGUUCUGUUUGCUGUCAGUGAAGGUUCUGGGUCUGGUCUGCUGCUAUCUUACCUUGGGGAGCGUGGCUCAUCUUCCUACCUAGUAGCAGCUGCUUGUAUAUCACCCGUGUUCCACGGACAACUGUUCUUUGAGACGCCUUUCCCAGAACUAUACCGUGAGGCAGCACUGCUUUACCGCAAGUUGCAACUCCAAAGGUAUGCGACUGCUCUAAGUUCAGUUAUGGAUACUGAGAAACUCUUCAGCUGUCGUUCUCUUGAAGACAUGGAGAAGUUGAUGUUCUGUUCAGUCAGAUUGCUGGACACCAGUCAAAAGGACACACUGGAGCAGCAGACUAACUGGACCAGUUACUGGGACCGUAACGAACCCUUGCGAGAUGCAGAUGAAAUCGCUGUUCCUGUGCUUUGCUUGUGCAGCACCGAUGACCCUUUACUACCUCCAGCCUCCACCUUACCCAUGUCCAUCUUCCAGAACAGCCCAUAUUUCUUUCUGGCUCUGACAUCCCAGGGAAGCCAUUGUGGCUUCUUGCAGGAGGGCCCUCAGCCUGCUGCUUCCUGGAGCCAUGACGCAGUGCUGGAAUAUUUCCGGGUUGUCACAGAGUUCUUCAAAGUUGAGGAAAGAAAGAACUUUAUGGAAGGGUUUGUUGGAUGGGAUGUUAUCCAAGGGCAAAAAACAUCAGGUGCUAUGGCACACAAGAGGAGGAGACCAACCAUGCUGCGGAGAGACAAACCUGUCUUGGGUUCCCGGAAACAACUCUCAUCUCCGUCUAGGCUGGCCACUUUUGAAGAGCAAGAGAUGUUCACUUGGAAUAGAUCAUAUACUCGAUGA
Neoarius graeffei (lesser salmon catfish) is the source of this 1551-nucleotide messenger RNA. Its product is annotated as protein ABHD15. Gene Ontology annotation, molecular function: short-chain carboxylesterase activity; monoacylglycerol lipase activity. The coding region runs from base 1 to 1551 and encodes 516 amino acids. NCBI's taxonomy places the organism in Eukaryota, Metazoa, Chordata, Actinopteri, Siluriformes, Ariidae. The transcript is spliced from 2 exons. The record is from RefSeq and is a predicted model, not a curated record.